AUGGAAUUCGACGAUGAUAUACAUUUUAAUAAUCAUAUCAAUGAUGAUAUCAAUGAUAAUCAUUCGCUAGAUGAUAUUAUUAAAGCAUCAAAUAUUGAUGAUGAUUCUCCUUUGUUACCCGAUCAAUCAACAUUGAUGAUUUUCAAUCGACGACCUAUACGAUCGUCAACUAGUCGUCGAAUAGCUAGUGAUCAUGAACAAAAUGCAUCAUCGAAUAUAAAUGAACCUGAUCCGAAUGUCUUUCUAAUUUCAUCUGAUACAAAUUCUCAUAAUACAAUACGAAAAACCAAGCACGAUGUAAAACGUUUUGUUAUGUAUAUAGAUGAACAAUUCGGUGAACAAAUACCUUUACAUACUGUAUCAGCUGAAUCGUUAUGUCGAUAUUUAAAACAUUAUUUUGAAAAUACAAAAAAAUUCGACGGUACACAAUAUGAACCUGAUACAUUGAGAAGUUUUUUAUUGAGCAUUGAACGUUAUUUAAAAAGUAAAAAUUAUCAAUAUAAUCUUAUGGAAUCUCCAUUGUUUCAAUCAUGCCGACAAGUUAUUGUAAAUAAACGUGAAGAAUGGAAAAAGCUAGGCUUAACAAAUCAUUUAAAACAAUCAUCAUUAAGUUUAUUAAAUACGAAGCAUUUAACGGUAUUCGAUCGGACAAAACCCGACGGUCUAUUACUUGAAAUGUAUGUUCAUAUAACAAAAUUAUGUCAGUUAUCAAUAGCACAAUUAGUUUGGGGUGAUAUUUCUUUAGUCGAUGAACAAUAUCUUAUUUGUCAUCAACAUAAAAUUGAAAAUCAAACAGUUAGACUUUAUGCAACGCCACAUAAUAUUUCAGCAUGUCCAGUACAAGCUUAUCGACUUUACGCAACACAUCGGCCACCACAAAGCAAUACACCACAAUCGCCUUUCUUUCUUAUGCCGCGUUCAACAAGUAUGCAUCCGAUUUGGUAUAAAACAACAGCAGCUGGUAAAAAUCUUGAACAAAUACUUCAAAAAGCUAUACAACACGCUACUCUUCUAAAGCAAUCGUCGUCAUCAGCCGUAAAUGAAUCAUUAUUAACAACAUCAGCGCUUAACGGAAAACGAAAUGAAUCGCCUUCUAGUUUAAUGCCAGUUGCAAAACGAGUACACUCACUAAUUCAACCACUCAAUCUAUCCGUUACAACAACAGCAACAACGCCAACAGAAGAUGAUAGUGGUACAGCAUUAUCAUCCCCGACGAAUUCACUAUCAAAUGAUGUUUCAUCUUCAUCACCAACCAACGGUUUUUCUAUUAAACCAAUGAUAACUCCAGUUUGGGAUGAAAGUGUUACUGAUAUACUAUUAACUGUUGCCAAACAACGUGAUACACGUACAGUAAAAAUCAAUACAAUUCGAACAUAUUUAGAAGAAAAAUUAGGUUUUGUUGAAUUUUUAUGUCUUUAUCGUGGUUUUAAAUCGGAACCAAAAUUAACAUUUCAAGGGACACCAUGGGAACAUUAUCAACGUUUUUUACCUGUUCUUUUCACGUUGCUUACACUUGACAAUACAACUGUUUAA
Molecule: messenger RNA, 1533 nt
Organism: Rotaria socialis
Lineage: Eukaryota; Metazoa; Rotifera; Eurotatoria; Philodinida; Philodinidae
Source: the annotation of a GenBank genome assembly